UUACUACGCUGUCGUUUAGCGUGGUCCAACUACGGCUGCAGGCUGCUAUCUUUACCUCCGUGUUCAAAGCUUAGCCAGUUGCCCACUAGCUCGUGAGUGGUGAAAAGUGAAAACCAGACGAGAACGACGAAAAGCGUAAUGGCAGCAACUCAAGCUCUUCUCUGCAACAAUUGCUACCCCUAUUCCUUGGCUGCUGCUACCAAACCGUAUAAUUCCAAACCAUCAAUCUCUCACCAUUACCAAUUGUACAAAAAUAAAGAAAACUGCAAAGCGUGGCCUCUCACAAAACCGCUUUUUUUAGAUCAGAAGACUGGCUCGAAAUUGAAGAACCUCUUCGUUUGCCACGCAGCUCGCCGCAAACCAACCAUCUCAAACGCCACUGUCUCCUCCGAGAAGGGCAAUGGUUAUAAUGUAGGGAAAGUGCUUCAAAUAAUAUUAUGGGUACUUGAAGGUGUUUACAUUUUGUGGCUCUUUCUACUACCUUAUGCCCCUGGAGAUCCAGUGUGGGCGAUCAGUAAGGACACUGUAAAUUCUCUCAUUGGCCUUUCUCUCAAUUUCUUCUUCAUCUUGCCAUUGAUGAAUUCCGUCGGCAUACAUCUUGUUGAUGCACCAGUGCUUCACCCGGUCUCAGAAGGAUUAUUCAACUUUGUUAUUGGAUGGACCUUCAUGUUUGCUCCUUUGCUGUUCACAGAUUGCAAGAGAGAUAGAUACCAAGGGUCAUUAGAUGUUCUGUGGGGCCUGCAGAUGUUCCUCACAAACAUCACGAAGGGGGUUACUUCUCAUCCCAAGAGGACCUGAUGAACCCCUGAAUACAUAAAGAACAAACCUGCGAUAUCAGAUAAUAGCUUCUCUGUUUAUUUUUGUUUUUAUUUUUUAUGUUUUGGUUUAAGAAAUAAUAGUAGGACUCCGCUGGGCAUUUUGUGCUAACCAAAGUUUCAUUAUUGCUCAUGUGACGCCAGCAUUUUUAAUACCUUACAUGGCUAUCCGGCUGAACGAGGCUGAUUCUGAGUCAACUCUGAAAAAACGCUCUCAACUGGGCACAGUGAUGACAAAUGGUGCACCGAUAGUGGGGCUGAUUGGCGGGUUUGCAUGCCUGAUUUCUGCGUUCUGGGCUUUUUAUGGCAGAAUGGAUAGUAAUUUUGGGAGCAUUCCAGACAGAUUGGAGUUCUUGUUUAGUUAUCUAGGAUCAGAGAGGCUGGCUUAUGCCUUCAUUUGGGAUAUAUGUCUUUACAUAAUCUUCCAGCCUUGGUUGAUAGGUGAAAAUUUACAGAACAUUCAGAAAAGCAAGGCCAAUGUGGUGAAUUUUCUUAGAUUUGUUCCAGUUGUUGGUUUGGUGGCCUAUCUUCUCUGGUUGAAGCUUGAUGAGGAACCAUAACUUUAUGCAGUUCUUUAAAUAUAUUCAAAUACAGUAAUUUUGUACAAAAAUGAAAAUUUUGUAUCCAUGUCUUUACUAGGUGGUAAAUGUAUUGGAUUUCGUAUCUCUAUUUGUUACUAAAAAGAAAAUGUAUCACUCCAAUUUUAUUUAUUAGUGAACUUCUUUUAUGACUGAUAA
Molecule: messenger RNA, 1552 nt
Organism: Hevea brasiliensis (rubber tree)
Lineage: Eukaryota; Viridiplantae; Streptophyta; Magnoliopsida; Malpighiales; Euphorbiaceae
Exons: 5
Coding region: 139-798 (219 amino acids)
Source: RefSeq, a predicted model, not a curated record